Molecule: messenger RNA, 4084 nt
Organism: Lytechinus pictus (painted urchin)
Lineage: Eukaryota; Metazoa; Echinodermata; Echinoidea; Temnopleuroida; Toxopneustidae
Product: 2',3'-cyclic-nucleotide 3'-phosphodiesterase-like
Exons: 3
Coding region: 382-1734 (450 amino acids)
Biological process (GO): cyclic nucleotide catabolic process
Cellular component (GO): cytoplasm; membrane
Molecular function (GO): 2',3'-cyclic-nucleotide 3'-phosphodiesterase activity; ATP hydrolysis activity
Source: RefSeq, a predicted model, not a curated record
CCGUACGCCGAUGACCGAUCUUGACUUGACUCUUGACUUGUCUUGAGUCGUUUCUGGAUCACUUUCUGCAUGCACCGUACUCCAAAAAAAGUCUAACCUUAAGGCUUAGGCUUAACCUAUGUGAUUCUGCAAUUGAGACUGAGUCGAUAGUAUGUACCGAAGAAGAGGUUGGGUAACUAUCUAUCCGAGCAACUAAAAAUCGAAGAUUCGGCUGCGCUGCAGCUGCACUGCGCUAGUUAUAUAGUAUUAGUAGGUCUACGGCCGGGUACGUAAUUUUGUAAGUAAACGUACGGUACGGUAUGUCACCUGACUGGUCAGCUGAUCUGAAUCAACGACCUGCGUAGCAGAGCCCCAGAGCUGAGUUGGGAUAAUUAAUAAACGAUGUUUAUAUUCUUUUGGAUAACAGUUUCUUGCUUAUUCGAUCUUUUUGGAAUUUGUGUCGACAUUGUUCAAAGUACCGAGGAGAAUAAGGUAAUGGCAAAUGAAGAUCAAGUCACCAUGGAACAGUCGGUGUUGGAUUUUCCUUUCCUGAACGAUCCAGAGACAAUCAAAUAUGUUGGAAAGUCAAAGACAUUGCUCCUACUUCGUGGCCCACCAGGGAGUGGAAAGUCAACCUUAGCUGAAGCAAUCAAUAAGAAAUAUCCUGGAAAAGUUGCCAUCUGCUCUGCUCAGAAGCACAUUCCUCAGGGUGAAAAACCUCCUUUCUCGAAGCAGAUUCUUGAGAAUGCCCACUCUGACUGCCAUCAGUGUGUCAGGGAUGCUUGCUCAAAAGCAUUUCCUAUUGUCAUUGUAGACAACUCAAAUGCUGCACUCGAUGCAGUGAAAAAUUACACUAGCAUUGGACAUGACUUUGACUAUGUGGAUGUUCUUGUUACACCGCAGACAAGUUGGAUUCUAGAUGCCCAGGAGUUGGUAAAGAAGUCCUCUCGAGGUUUCUCGCUUGAAGACAUCCAGAAGAAAGUUGAGAAGUUCCAGAAACCAGUAUACCCGUUAUUCUCUGGCUGGUUUGUGAAUAGAAGCGAUUCAGAGAGAAUGAGGGGAAUUGGAAAGAAGUUCUAUGAGAGGUGUCUCAGCAAAAUGGAAUUCAGAGAUGAGUUUACAAAGCAUCUUAUUCCUGAUACCAAGGGCAAGAAACAAGACCCAGAAAAUUACUUUUCAUCUGAGAACUAUACUGUUGGACCUGUGAUGCUUCACUGUACAGCCUUCUAUAGCAACUAUGGUGAGGUUAGUCAAUCAGAGGAAUAUGCUGCCCGUGAAGUGGUAAGAGCUGACAAUGGCAAGGCGUUCAAUAUUAAGGUUAUUGGGCUUCUGGUGACCCCACGAUCUCUUGGUUUUCGACUGAAACUCAAUGAUGAAGAGCUCCCCCUGUGGUUAGAGGAAGAUGAGGUCAAGGACAGAGUGGAGGAAUCUGUGGAUGAUGCGUGUGCUGCGGCUACUAGAGAAACUUGCAAGCCCUCCGGAGAUGAGUGCAUCAUUACUUAUCUGUCUCCGACCUGCGGAACAGGUAGCCGUGCCCACUUCAGUUUGGGUAGUGGGCCUGGUGUUGAAGCGGUCCAGACCGGUCUAGAUCUGGUGGAGAUCAUUAAGAUGGAACAAGAAGCAGUUCAGAGGAAGAAAAGUUAUACUGUGAUAGAUUUAGAGGGUGCAAAAGCUGUUGGGUAUGGGGAAGGAAACUGGAUGGUCUACUUUGAUCAAGCUUCUUCAACUGAAGCUCUUUUUGCUGGAUACUUCUAGAUUUACACUUCUUUAAUGUGAUAAAAUGACAACAGUGCUUUACUUCUAUUAGGUGUUUUUCCUUUGGACAUGGUAUACAUCUACAGGUACAGGAAUUGUGAAUACUUUUUUGUUUGGUGCAUGGUUAGUUGGCUACCAGCUUUUUAGUUGCAAGGAACAUUCAUGAAUUGGGUCAUAGGUGUCAGUGUUUUUCAUGUGAUGUUGAACAUUAAUUCAAUUAUGUGCAAAUAGUUCUGAAGGAAAUUGUGUUUUUCAUUUUUUAUUUCAAGAUUUAAUCUAUGAAUGUCUACAAUCAGUAAAAUACAUUGCUACAUGUUGUUAUAUAUCACUUUAUUUGCAAAUCUGCACAUUAAAGGAAUACAAUAUACGCCCAGGACAGUUCUUUAUAAUACAUGUAUAUAUUUCAUAUCAAUCAAGAAUGCAGCUUGUAUAGUGAUUGUCAAUAUAGAUGUAUUGUCUAAUGACCACUUGCCUGAAUCAAAAGCACAUGAUAUCAGCAGAGACUUGAAGAGCAAAUCACAACAAAUCAAAAUGAUGUGUAACCGCUCAGAUGUAUUGAUGGGCUGGGCAUGAUGACUUUUUGUCUUGUUAACAUUCAGCCUUUGCUAGCUGUUGGGCCUUUGGUCAACCAGGCAUGAAACACCUUGUUCUUGUAAAUAAUAUUUAGUAAAUUUCUCACCAGUGAACCUUGCAGCAAUAGUGAUGAUGUAUUCCAUUAAUUUGGAACUACAGUUAGUUUGUACUGAUGUACAUUUUAUUUCAUUUUUCAUAAAACUGUACAUGAAUAGUAAUGCUUUCUGUAAUAUGGACUAUUAUGAAAAUUAAUCAAAAUUGCAUUCAUUGAAUAUAAACACAGAAAAACAUAUAGGAUAAAGGAUGAAUGAUUAGUCUUUAUUUCAAAUGAGAGCAAUUGGCAUAUUCGAUUUUAACCCUAGUAUAAAAAAGGGAAAGCAAGGCAUACAAAAGAAAAAGUGAAACAAAAAGGGUGCUGAAAAAAAAAAAAGAUAGUACCUGUGAAAAUAUUCACCAAGGAUGAAAAAUGAUAUUCAAUUUAUUUUCUUUGAAAUAUGAUAAUGGAAACAAAUGAUAAGUGAUCAGUAAUUUGCAAGUUAGGCUUACUUCCAUCUUAUUUUAACCCAAUUCCCUUUUUGAUUUUUUCCAUUUUUUUGUGAUUAAGCAUUAAAAAUGCUCUUUCAGCCUUCAUUAAAUAAGCACUAGCUAUAUCAUUGAUAAUGAUCAUGCAGAAAUUCAGCAUUACAAGGUUAUUCUAAUUUUUAAGAGUUGUUUCUCAUUUGCCUUUGAAUUAUGUACUCCUGUAAUGCUGUACUAGAAUCUCCAGUUUUUAGGGAUACGAAAAACAGACGAAAAUCUCAGAAUUCAGGAAAAACAUGAUAUUCAUGAUGAAUUAUGAAAAAUGCAUUAAAAAUUAUGAAAUCAUAUCCAAUACAACAUAACUGCAUAAGCGAAAUAUCUUGCCAUCAAGCUUGUUCGCAGUGUUUAUUGUUUGCCAAGAUAUAGAAACUUACUGUUUUAUAAGAUUUUCAGAACGGUAUUUGCAGUUGAUUUAUCAUAUUUUGUCACAGAAUAACAUGGAACGUGAUGUUUAGAACACUGAAGAAUAUGGAUGCUUAAACUGGAAAACUGGGGUCUCUAAGUCUAGAUGCUAUUCAUACAGAAGAUUAUAUUGCCUGGUAAUAUCUCAUUUAAUCACUGUUAUGAAGAGACUUUCAUAGUUGGUUGUGUGAAUAUUUGUGACCAUUAUACAUUAAAUGUGUAUAUUGCAAAACUCAAAUUAAGAAUUCAAAAGGUGAGGAAAUUUAUAAAUUAUUAUAUUAAUAAAUAGGGCAUUUAAAGGAAGGGAAAGAAGUGCUCAAUAUAGGUGGCUUCCAAGGCUAUUAAAAAUAGGCAUCAACUAUACUUCCAAUGGGACACAUGCACUGGAUUACCGCUGGACACCAAGGAAACUGCAUAAAGGGCAUCUUAUUCUGGGCCUAUGACUACUAAUAUUAAGAAGGGCAUCAAGUCCAUUUCUUUGGGCAUCUUAGGUCAUGGCCUUAGAUGUUUUUUUUUAAAUUAAUUUGAGCCCUAAUAUUGUAAACAAAUGUUGUCAAACAGUCAUACAACCAAUUGUAAAAGCCUCUAGAGUAAAAAAAAAUUAAUUUAUUGUAGUUUCUGUAUUAAUCUAAAAUAUUGAAAUGAGGUAAGAAAUAUUAACUUCAAUACAGUGCCUUUUUUUCUCCCCGGUAUAGAAUUCUGAUUUGCUUGAAAAGCUUUUAAAAAGAAAUAUUGUACUAUUGUUUUUAGCUUGCAAAGCAUGUAUUGUAAUAAAAUCAUGAAAUAUACCAUCAAA